Tremella mesenterica DSM 1558 is the source of this 552-nucleotide messenger RNA. RefSeq lists its product as uncharacterized. Bases 29 to 493 code for a protein of 154 amino acids. Gene Ontology annotation, cellular component: cytosol; ribosome; small ribosomal subunit. Lineage: Eukaryota; Fungi; Basidiomycota; Tremellomycetes; Tremellales; Tremellaceae. The record is from RefSeq and is a predicted model, not a curated record. Gene Ontology annotation, molecular function: RNA binding; structural constituent of ribosome. The transcript is spliced from 4 exons. Gene Ontology annotation, biological process: translation.
CCCUUAUACCCAUAGAAGUCGAGCCAAGAUGUCGUUCGCCCCUCCUGAAGCCCACCAGAAUUUCCAGCACAUUCUACGUCUGCUCAACACCAACGUGCAAGGCCAGGGGAAGAUCAUGUUCGCUUUGACCGAGAUUAAAGGUGUCGGCAGGCGAUAUGCCAACUUGGUGUGCAAGAAAGCGGAUAUUGACAUGUCGAAGCGUGCCGGUGAACUUAACUCGGAUGAACUCGAACGUAUCGUGACCAUCAUGCAGAACCCCGCCCAGUUCAAGAUUCCCUCCUGGUUCCUCAACAGGCAAAAGGAUCUCGCCGACGGAAAAGACUCGCACAUGCUUUCCAACGUCAUCGACCAGAGACUGCGUGACGAUCUCGAGCGUCUCAAGAAGAUUCGAGCUCAUCGUGGUCUCCGACACCACUGGCAUACUCGUGUCAGGGGUCAGCACACAAAGACCACGGGACGAAGGGGUAAGACGAUGGCUGCCAAGAAGAAGUAGAAGGGAGCUGGUGAGGGAUGCCCGUAGGGAGAUGCAUUUUGACCCUUUCGCCUUUCUGA